AUGGAUGUCGGGUGGUCGAACAGCGACGCCUUCGACAAGGCGAAGUGGGAGCCAAUGCUGGCGGAGCUCUUGGGAAACGGAUGGCGAUUGUGUGGCGACAAAAAUGGGAAGCCCAACGGCGUGGUGAAGACGAUCAGUUUCCAGAAAGACUUACAACGAGAAGCUUUUGACCGCGUCAUGUUUGCAGUGAGAAAACUUUGUCAUCACGAUCCGGAACUUUGCUUGGUACGAAUGCCACGAAGAUGGUGGAAAGACGCAUAA
This is a messenger RNA of Zasmidium cellare ATCC 36951, 261 nucleotides long. RefSeq lists its product as uncharacterized. The transcript is spliced from 2 exons. The record is from RefSeq and is a predicted model, not a curated record. The coding region runs from base 1 to 261 and encodes 86 amino acids. Lineage: Eukaryota; Fungi; Ascomycota; Dothideomycetes; Mycosphaerellales; Mycosphaerellaceae.